Parascedosporium putredinis is the source of this 930-nucleotide messenger RNA. The record is from the annotation of a GenBank genome assembly. NCBI's taxonomy places the organism in Eukaryota, Fungi, Ascomycota, Sordariomycetes, Microascales, Microascaceae.
AUGUCCCUCAGCGCGUCCCGCCUACGGUUGAGUCGGCUCGCCCUCUCCAACCCUCACCAUCUACCCUCUGUUUACAUCGCUGGUAUCCCUUCAUCUACUAGGGCCAUCACAUCCACCGCCCAACAAUGUUCUCUUCCCCCAGAGUCGCCUGCCUACAUUCCCGUACCCGUCCCUCCUCUCUCCGAUGAGACGAAACCCACCCGUGUCCGGGGCAGCCUCCCUGUGCCGCGCAAAGUCUUCCCUCAGCCGAGCGACUCCCGCAAGCUUGAUCCGUCUUACCUCGCCGAAACGUACCCUCGCUCCGAAAAGCCGCAGCCGCCAGCGACCCUAAUCGAAGAUCACCCUCAGCAUUGGAAGCGCAUAAUGGCCGACUCUCGUCGCAAGAAUCUCCGUGCUGGCCUUCAGGGCCUCUGGAGACGCAAGCUCAAGCGUGAUGAGAGAGAUGCCUCGCUCGGUGCGGACAAGCACAAGGCUCACAUGGCGGCUGGUCUUGCAGCCGAGCGAACCGAUGAGUUCCUCACUCUCUCCACCAUACUCCAGGAAACCUUGAACACCGAAGUACUUCCAGACCCCGAUCGUUUCCAAAAGGCUGAGGUCAGCAGGAAAAGAACGCUCGAACUCGAAGAGGAGAGGCGCGAUGCCCGCCUUCACUCACUCAUGGAGCUCUAUGUUAACGCCAAUCACUUCAUUGUGGAUGAGAAAGACCUCGAGGUUGAAGUUGACCACCUCUUUUCCGAAAACUACUGGAGAGCACCCUCCAAAAACAGCGCGUGGCAGGAAUGGGGUUCGCAGUCUGGAGUCAAUGACAUGGUUGGUCAAACUGUACGCGAGUCUGCCCCGACUCUAGAUAACUACACAGCUGGCUAUACCAGGAAUAUGAAGAGACAGAAAAAGGUUGCGGAAGAGCUCACGGGAGGAAAGAUGGAGUAA